AUGCCUAUUUGGAUAGAUUGGAAUGAUUAUAUUGGAAUUAUUCUAAAAUUUAUGAUAAUAGCAAUGCCGUUUAUAGUAUAAGGUUGUCCCUUUACAGAUUAUGAAUAGAGUUUACUAAGUAAGAAAUAUCAACUAGAAAUUACGUCUGUUGAAAUAAUAAAUUCCUCACAAUCGUUUGCUUUUUGGAGUUUCUGUAUUCCAUCUUGGGAUGUGGACUCAUAUCCAUAGAUAGAAUAAAGGCUGUUUUAUGAUUAUAGAAAUUAGUAACUUCUGUUUUUAAUGAAAUCGGAAGAUGAUCAAUCUUUAAUAAUGUUUAUGUAUGUUGAUUUUACAGCAGGAAAUUAAAAGGGAGUAAUUCAUCGACUUCACAUCACAACUGGAGAUUUAGAAAAUAUAUAUGAGUAUGCUUUUGAUUCUAAAAUUUAUGAAGGAACAUGGAUAUUAAGUAUGAUAACUAUUCAAUAAUAAUAAAUCAUAUUUUAAACUUCAGAAUCUGCUGAUUAUUACGAGAUAUAGAAUGAAAUGCCAUAAUCAAAUAAAAUUACUUUUAUCAUUGGAGGUACUGGAAUUGUAAUUUAAUUAUUUAUGAUAAUAGGUUCAUCAACAAUAUUAGCUAGGAAUAUUUAGAGGAAGAUUAUCAACUCUUAUAAAAUAUAAUGAUCAAUUAAAUCAAAAUUUUGAAUGGGUAUAAUAAAAUUGUUAUGUACCUGUUCUACUAUAAGGAGAAUAAACAAUAUAUUUGAUAGAGGAUAUUUAAAUUUUUGAAGGAAAUAAUUAAAUCAUAAAGGAAAUAGAUUAGGUAGGUAAAAAAUUUUAUUUUUCUGGUUGGGUUAAAUAUGAUUUUACAGAGGCUAGUUUCACUACAACUUAUUUGUUACUCAGACUCACAAUUUUUAAAAAUUAUGGUGAUGAACUUAGAUUAGGUGAUGAAUUGGCUAAAAUCACAGUUAAUUUAGACAUUUCACAACCUAAAAAUUGUGGUUAUGAUGUAAUAUCACACUUGUAUUCUACUCCAUUAUUAGGUUCUGUAAAUUAAAAUUAAUAGGAGAGGCUUACAUUUAGAGAUGAUGGGUAAUAUUAUUACCAAUAAUUACAGUAAUGGCAUAUGGUAUAAUUUACUUAUGAAUAACAUAAUGGGCCUACAGUUUCUUUUAAUUUUGUUUCUUCGAAUAAUAUAAUAAUUGAGAAGUUUCCUGAUGAAAAUGCUUAAGGUUUAUUUAUAAACACUAGAUAUUAUGCUAUUAUAGGGAGUGAUCGCACAACAUUAAAAAAGCUUAGAGGUUAAUUGGCAAAUUUAAUAUUUAGAUUUAAUUAUUAAUCAAAUACUCAAAUAAAUUUAAGUAUUAUAAUAAUAUAUAAAUAAUUAAGUAGGUUGUCAUUACACAUGCAAUACUUGCAAUGGUCCAUUAUUAACAAAUUGUUUAAAAUGUUAUGGUCAAUAAAAUAGAAUAUACUCAGAAGACUUGAAAACAUGUUCAUGUCAAUAAGGUUACAUUGAAGAAUUAGGAGAAUGUAAAUCAUUCACUGAAAUAUAUCCUUUGAUUUCAUUCUUAAAUGUUAUUAUACAUCAGAAUAUGUAUAUAUGCGAACCUGGGUACUUCCUCUUGCCUACUAUCUAAUAAUGUAUUAAAUGGUAUGAUUUUAUAUAUACAAUAUCUAUAGUCCUUAACAAAAUUAGGUACAUAUAUUAUGUGCUGAUUGUUUAAUUAAUCCAAGUACUUGGUUCUUAAAGCCAGUUUGUAAGAUGGACUAUAUAGUUGAUGGUGAAUCUGGAAAGCCUGCUUAUAGACUAUAAGAAAGAUUAUCCAUAUAUUACGAUGUUUAUUUUAUUGAUUUCACUUCUAAUUUGGUGUUGAUUGGAGGAGCUGAAAAUUAUUGUAACACUGAAUAUGAUUAUCCUAAUUGCUUUAAAAUUGAAGAAUAAACCCAUUUGUUUCAACCUUUUUAUAUUUUUUGUAAGUAGGAUCAUUAUUAAUAGAAUAAAAAAUGUUUAUAGUCCAUAUAAAAUUGUAUUAAAUCAGAUUAUGAAUCUUAUAAUUGCUUAUAAUGUGAUGUAGGAUAUUAUUUAUUUGAAAAUCGAUGUUUACUUUGUUCAAAUUUUUGUAUGAAAUGUAAUAUAAACAAUGGAAUUUUGGAGUGUCUUUAAUGUCCUGAUGGAUAUGAAAUUUAAGGUGGAGAUUGUUUAAAAUGUGGCUUAAAUUGUAAGACAUGUAAAUUGUAAUAGAUUAAGGAUUCUAAUUUUAAGAUUAUGUAAUGUUUGAAAUGCAUACAUGAUUAAAAAUAUUAUAUUUCUUUAAAUGGUGAAGACUGUUUUGAAAAUCCAAUAAAAAAUUGUCUUUAUGCUUUUGAAGUGUCAAGAUAUUAAAAAAAAAUAAAUUCAUUAGAUUAUUAAUUUACUCCAUAUUUUGAUAAUACUUAUGUAAUAUGUGGAUAAUGUUAACAAUAAUAUGCUUUUAAUGAAGAAACUAAUCUAUGCUAACUAUAAAAAUCAUCUGAUUGUUAUUAUAGUUAUUUAUCUGCAAUCACAUAAUUCGAAGAAGUAUGUUUGUUUGGACCUAAGAUAAAAUCAUAUAGAGAUCCUGUUUCAUUUAUUACAGAAAGUUCUUGUCUUAAUUAUAAUUGCCACAUUUGUAUAAUUGGAUAGAUUAAUAUUAAAGUAUCAUACUUAUGUCUUGAAUGCAAUAAUGGAUAUUAUGCAGAAAUAUUAACUGGUUUAUGUGUACCUUGCCCUUAAACAUUAAAAUGUUAAGUUUGUUAUUAAUAGAAUAAAAUAUCAAAAGAUAAAUGGAAGAAUUAAGUUCGUGCUUAUUAUAGAUAAGUAAUAGAUGAUGAUUUACAAUCACAUUCUUUUAUUGAUUAUGGUCUUAGUUAAAAUCCUAAUGAUUAUGAAAUUAUCUGUCAAUUUUGUUUAUAAGGAUAUGAAAUUCAUAACGAUAAAUGUAUAUAAGUGUGUUCAGAUACUUGUUUAAAAUGUAAAAUAAUUAAUGAUGAAAAUAUCUGUAUUGAAUGUCCAUCAAUUCAAGGAAAAAGAAGUUUAAGUUUACAUAAUAAUUAAUGUAUAUAAUGUUCUAGAAAUUGUGUAUUUUGUCGUUAAAGAGAAGAGGAUGAAAUCAAAUUAAUUAAUCCGAUAUUUAAUAAUCAAGAAUUUAAUUAUUAUUCAAAUUAGUGUUUAUAAAGAUAAAAAGGAUAUUUUGAUAAAGAUUUAAAAAUGUAUGUAGAUUGUCCUUUUUGGGAUUGUAUGAAAGAAAUAUAGAUUAAUUUAUACUUGCAUUGUUCUCAAGAAUAAUAUUACUAGUAAAUUUAAUCUUUAGAGAGAGAAGAAGAUGUUAGAAGUUAUAAACAAUCAAAUUUAUUAUUAGAUGAUUUAUUUUCAACAUCAAGUUUUCAAGAAGUAGAGUUUGUAUAUAAUUUUAGUUUGAAACACCAGAAUUUUAUUAGAUGGCCAAUGAAUAAGUAAUCAAAUCAAUUAUCAUUCGAAUUUUCAGUUUUGAAUCACAAACUUGCAUUAUUUAUAAUAAUAAGAGUAUUAAAUAAAAAUUUAGUUAAAACAUUUUCUCAGCCAUGUAUGUUAUUUAUUUAAAAUAGAAAUAUCUAACUUGAACUUUAUGGAAAUGGAAAUACAGUUUUUUUAUAUGAUAAGAUAAUAUCUAUUGUAAAUUUUAAGAAAGUCCAUAUUGAAGGUAUAAUAUUAUCACCAUUAUCUGUACAUAACCUUAAAUAAUUAUUUUUUCAUAGUGUUUUUGAAUAAACAGUAUAAUUAAUGGAUAUUCGUUAUGAGAGUAAUCUGAUAUAAGAUUAAUCAUAAAUUCUAAUAUGGAAUUCUACUAAUAUUCAUAUUGAUACAUUCUUCACUUAAAAUCUCAAUUUAACUGAUAUCUUUGCAUUUAUUAUAAUUGAGUAAAUAAAAAUGGUCUAAACUAUUCAUAUUUCAAACAUUAAGAUUAUAGAUUGUUACUUUAAAAGUCUUAGUGUAUUUUACCUUAAUACUAAAUCAAGUGAUACUCUAUAUUUCUUAGAAUCAAAUUUCAGUUCAACAUUUGAGAUUUCUCAACUUAUAAAUUCUACUUCUGGAUAACUUAUAGUUCAAAAUAUUAUAAUUAAAAAUAGUUUGAUAAUUGAUGUGAUCAAUUUAAUUGGUGGUAAACUAUUAGAAUCUAUUCAAGUCAAUUAAUUUUAAAUGUAUAAAAAUAGAUUGAUUAAUUCUACGAUAUUUGGUUUGAAAACAUUCUUUUACAUAACAUCCUUCAUUUUUACUGAAAACAAUAUAUAUAAUGGAUCAUCAAUCUUUAAUAAUUCUAAUUAUUCAACAAGAAAUUUAUAUUUUAACUAACUAAAAUUUUCAUUAAAUUUAAAUGAUAAAAAUUCUAAAUUUAUACAAAUUAAAAACAAUUAAAUUGUAAAUUAAUAUCUGUUUUUUAAUGGCUUAACUCUUUACCUUAAUUCAUUAGAUAUUAAAUCCACAUAACCCCUAUUUGAUAAGUAGGAUGAAUCCUUAAUAUUUUUGGAAGCCUAAUCAAUAUAGAUUAAUAAUCUAAUUAUAACAAGAAGUUUUGGAAUCAAAGAUAUUGUUAUAUAAAAAGGAUUAUAAUUAACAUUAAAUUAAGUUAAAAUUCUAUAAGAUAAACAAUAUUUUAUUUAAGGACUUCAUUAAUAUUUUGAUUGUAUACAAAAAAAUAUAGAAUCUAAGUAAUAUUUUACAUCAAUUUAUUUAUAUAAUAUCUAAUUUAUAAGUCUAUAAUAAAUAAUAAUAGAAUAGGUUUCAAUUAUUAAUUAUCCAAUCAUUAAUAUAUAAUCCUCAAUUGAAAUGAUCACAAUUUCUAAAGAAAUUUAUGCUUCAGAAUUAAAUUUCUAGAAUAAUUUACUAUUAAUAACAGAUUAAUUAAAACAAUCAUCCAUUUUAUAAUUAACAUCAUAAUCUGAAUAUUAAAUAACUAUUAUUAACUCAGUUAUGGAAAAGAAUUUAAUGCAUUAUUAUUAACAAAAUGAUCUCAUUAAUAAUGCAUUACUUUUGAACUUUGAUUGUUCUCAUUGUACUUUAAAACUUUCAAACAUUACAAUAAAAUCUAAUAUAGUUACUAAUUCUUCUUAAAAUGUAAUUUUACUUAAAUCAAAAACAAUAAUUAUGACAAAUAUCAUUUUCUCAUUUAAUUCAAUAUUUGAUUAUAGUAUAUUACAACCUUAUAUCUUAUGGGGAUAUAAAGAUGAUCAUGAAAUUUAUUUAGAGAACAUUAUUGAAAUCUUUCCUAUUAAAGUAUAAACUGGAAAUGCUAAAUUGGCAGGUCAGAAUAUCUAAAUUACAAAUAUAAGUGUAUCAAACUCUGUUGGUUCGGCAUUUCAUAUCUCACUUGAGAAUCAAGCUAUAUGUUUAAUAAAGAAUGCAUAAUUCUCUAAUAUAGAAUCCUUAUUUUUUGAAAAAAAUGAAAAUGGAGGUAUAAUUCAAUUUGAUACUACUCGUAUUGUUGAAGCAAAUAUAACAAUUGAAACAGUAAGAUUAAAUUAUAUAUAUUGCCGUUCUAAAGGAGGUUUUAUCUAUUUACAUAAUGGGCAAAGUAAAUUGUAAUUAUUGAUUUCGGAUAUAUUGAUGUAAGAUGUAUAUGCUCUUCAUGGGUCAAUACUUUAUUGUGAAUUUACAGUAUAAUCUAAUACAAGUAAAAUAAUAAGUUUGACAAAUCUUUAAAUAAUGAAUACACAUAUUGGUUAGUUGAGAUUCUUGAAUCAUUUUAACAAUUUAGAAGCCUCAGAAGAAUUAAAAUAGCUAAGUUAUUAAAGAUACUUAAUUUAUGUUGAUAAUGUAUAAACAAUAAAAUUAUAGAAUAUUUUAAUCAAGAAUCUAAAUUAUGAAUCAUUCCUUUAGAUUUCAAAUUUUGCUUAGUUAAUAAUAACCAAAUUAAUAAUAACAGAUUCAUUAUUUUUAAAUAUAGGUAUGUAAGUAGAUAACCAAAAUAGUAUUUCAUCAAUAUAUUUAAACAAUAUUCAAUUAAAGAACAUAUCUAUUUUAGAGAUUUUUCCAGAAAAAACUGACUGCGUGAUUUAAUAGAUAAAUCGUAUACCUUAUUAAUCUUUUUAAUGCUUAAAUGAAUCCUUUGUAAGGAUAUCUCCAAAGAGUUUACAAUAGUUCUAUGACUAGGAUCUAAUUGAUUUUUGUAUACUUUAGAAGAUGAAAAUGCAAAUGGGAAAUCAAAUAAUAAGUUUUAUUGAUAUUAUUCCUUAUAAAUCAAAUAUCACAAUUUAAGAAUUAAUAUUUUAAGAUAUAAAUUGUGAAGUUUGUGAUAAUGGAUUAUUAAACAUUAAAUUAUCUGAUAGUCAAAGUUAUUUAGAUAUUAAAUAACUCAAUAUUUAGAGAAAUAAAUGUGGGAAAUCAAGUUGUGUAAAUAUUAUAAAAAAUUAAUAAAAUUUACGUAGACUAUAAAGUAUUAUUCAAUAUGUGAAUAGCAAGAAUUAUUAAUUAAUUUUAUUAAAUUUUAUAUGCUAUUAAAAUUAUGGUUAUGAAGGUACUUGUUUAAGAAUGUAAGAUGUGACAACUUUAAUUAUUUCUUCAAUUUUUAAGAAUAACACUGCCAUAAAUAAAGGAGGUGCAAUUUUUGUUAAAGGAAAAGAAGAUUUUUAUUUAGAAUAAUCAAUAAUCUAGAGUAAUUUAGCUAAGAUUGGAGGUGGUUUAUUUAUGGCUGAUUAAAUGAAUUAAAAUAUGACAAUUUUAGGUUCAUUAGUUUCUCAUAAUGAAGCAUAACUUUAUGGGGAUGAUGCUGCAUAAAUUCCUUGUUAAUUGUUUAUUUCAGUAGACAUGAAGAAUUAUUUACCUAAAAUAAAAAUAUUAUAGACUAAUGAUUUAAUGAUAGAAUAAAUAUAAAUAAAGAAAUAUGAAGUGAUGAAAAAUGUAAUUACUGAUGUUAUUUAUUUUCCUAAUGGGUAGAAAAUAUCAGAAUAUAAAUAUUUUGAUUGGUAAAAAGCAGAAUAUAAACCAUAUAAUCUACAUUUAAGAUUAGUAGCUGUAGAUUAGUAUGGUUCUAUAAUCAAAGAUUUAGAUAAUUCUUAAUGUUCUAUUAAAAGUAGAUUACUUGAUGAUGAAUUAGAAAGACAAUUUGCAACUAAUUUUACAAAUUUAGAAAAAGUAUAAUUUGAUAAAUAAGAUUAUAAUUUAGAUAAAUUAAUAAUUUAUUUAGAUGAUGAAUUAAAUAUGACUUUAUAACUUCAAUUUAAUUGUAGUUCAAUUUUAAUACCUUAAAUUGGAUAAUAAAAAUAAAUAACUUCAUAUCAUUAGAAUUAUUAUUUGAGAAUGAAUGUAAAGACAUUACCAUGUCAAUUAGGUGAAAUUAAGAAGAUAUCAAAUAAGACAUGUAUUCCUUGUGAUCCUGAUUUAGGAUAAUAUUCAUUAGUUAUUAAUGCUUAAAGAUGUUAAAUUAAAGAUGAUAUUUCAAUAUAAGAAAUCAAAUUAGCCUAAUUAAAUUUAAGAGCAGGAUAUUGGAGACCAUACUUUCAUACUAAUUCAAUAAGUUAAUGUAUUAAUUUACUUGAAAAUUGCAUGGGAGGUUGGAAAUAAGGUGAUAAUUCAUGUUCAAUUGGACAUAUUGGGGCAUUAUGUGAAGAAUGUGAUAUAUAUGAUUUUAGAGGAUAUGGACAUUUUUCAAUAAGCGUUAAAUAUUCAUGUAGUUCAUGUAUGAAUACUUCUAAAAACAUAAUCAUAAUUCUCAUAGUCAGUAUUUGGUAAUUAUUUAAUAAGAUUUAAGGACAUUAAUUUCUAUAUUCAUUUCAGUUAAGAGUACUGUUGCUUUACUUAAUUAGAUUGGAAUUCAGAUAUAAAUGGCAAAAUUAAGGAUCAUAAAACAUUCAAAAUAGUCAUAAUCUGCAAUUUUAAUAAAAAUGUUAACUAAUCAUUUAUAGAUAUUAACAUCUAUAACUACUUUUAAAAUCAAUUUUUAAACUGGUAUAUCAAAUGCCUUAAAUUCAAUUGCCAAUCCAAUAUAAACUAUGACAUAUUCAUUAGAUUGUUUUUUAAUUUAUAUGUUUUCAGUAGAAAUUCAUUAUGCUAGGAUGAUAUGGCAAAUACUUAUGCCAUUCGUUUACAUUUUAAUAUUUUUAGGUGUAUACUUUAUUAUUGUUAAAUUUGGUAUCAUUUAAUAUCGCUUAAGUGUUAUUACUACAACAUUUAUUUAUAUAUAUAUCUACAUUUAACCUAAUUUAGUGGGAGGUUUGAUUUCAUUAAUAUCAUUUCGAUCUAUUUCUGGAUAUCAAUGGAUUCAGGCUAAUGUAGCAUAUAGAUAUGAUACAUCCUAUCAUUUUAUUUGGUUAAUGACAUUUUGUUUACCAGGAUUAUUUCUAUUUGCAUUUCUGAUUCCAUUUCUAUUUUACUUAGCCUUAUACAUUAAUAGAUAAGGAUUGAAUAAAUUAAGAAUCAGAUAAUAAUUUGGAUAUUUAUAUAAUGAAUAUAAAACAGAUGCAUUCUUUUGGGAAAUAGUUAAAAUUGUCGAAAAAGAUUUAUUGAUAAUCUUUCUAGCAUAUUAUGAUGAUAUUAUAAUUAAGAAAGGUACUUUAGUACUCCUAGUUAUUUUUGUUUAUUCAGAACUUAAUCGUAGAUUCAAACCAUAUAAAUUACUUAAUCUUAAUAAUUUAGAUAUACUUUCAGCUAAGGUUUGUAAGAUAUCUAUCAUUUUGGGAUUUGGUAUAUAUAUUGAUGAAUUAUAUGGUUCAUUAGAUAUUCAAAUUCCUUAUUUUAUUAUUUUAGCAAUCAUAAACUUAUUUUAUUUCUUUCUACUUCUCAAUGAAAUAUUAAAAUCUUACUGGAUAGAAUUAGAAGUAUAAUUUGAUAAAGUUAGAGAUAAGAUAAGAUAAAUCGUUCCUUGGAUUAUGAAACAUUCAUUUUUCAGAAAGCAUUUAGAAAAUAGUGUUUAAAGAAGGAAUCGAAUUUAGACUCGAUAUUAGAAGAUUAAGAAGUAUUUAUUUAGUUAUGCUAAACCAAUUAUUGAAUUAAAAUAUAAUAUUAAUUCCAUUUCUAAUUAAAUCAAACCAUCUAUAAGCAAUCCAUAACUAUUAUUAAAUUAGGAUUAAGUAAAGAAAUUUCCAAGUAUAUUUGAAUAUCUAAAUGAUAAUUUAUAAAGCAGAACAAGUAUUGUUAUCAGUUCAUUUUGA
This is a messenger RNA of Paramecium primaurelia, 9123 nucleotides long. NCBI's taxonomy places the organism in Eukaryota, Ciliophora, Oligohymenophorea, Peniculida, Parameciidae. The record is from the annotation of a GenBank genome assembly.